AUGCCUCCGAAAGCUGACUGGGAGAAGUACGAGAAGAAGGUGGACGAGAAAGAGGAGAAGAUUAUUCCUCUCGAUGAUAGCGACAUUCAGAUCCUGAAGACCUAUGGCCAAGGGCCAUACGCUGGGAAGUUGAAGAAGAUUGAGAAAGACCUGGGCGAGAUUCAGAAGCGGAUAGACGAGAAACUUGGCGUAAAGGAGUCUGACACUGGUCUCGCAUCACCCAACCUAUGGGAUCUACCCGCUGACCGCCAAAGAAUGGGCGAAGAACACCCGCUUCAGGUCGCACGCUGCACCAAGAUUAUCCCCGUCGACGAGAAGCUGGCAGAAGCCGCGCGUUCAGUAAACGCACAAGGCGCACAGGGUGGACAGAAGGGUGCCGACGAGCAGACGAAGUAUGUCAUCAACAUCAAGCAGAUUGCCAAGUUCGUCGUGGGUUUGGGUGAGAGGGUGGCGCCGACGGAUAUCGAGGAGGGUAUGCGUGUUGGUGUCGACCGCACGAAAUACCAGAUCCAGAUCCCAUUACCGCCGAAGAUUGAUGCGUCGGUUACCAUGAUGCAGGUCGAGGAGAAGCCGGAUGUGACGUACUCUGACGUCGGUGGUUGCAAGGAGCAGAUUGAGAAGUUGCGGGAGGUCGUGGAGACGCCAUUGCUCUCGCCUGAACGUUACGUCGGCCUUGGUAUCGACCCACCGAAAGGCGUCCUCCUCUUCGGGCCUCCAGGAACCGGAAAGACCCUCUGUGCCCGCGCCGUUGCAAACCGAACAGACGCCACCUUCAUCCGUGUCAUUGGAUCCGAGCUGGUGCAGAAAUACGUCGGUGAAGGUGCACGUAUGGUCCGCGAGCUGUUCGAGAUGGCACGGUCAAAGAAAGCUUGUAUUAUCUUCUUCGACGAAGUUGACGCUAUCGGAGGAGCUCGUUUCGACGAUGGUGCUGGUGGCGAUAACGAGGUGCAACGUACGAUGCUGGAACUCAUCAACCAACUUGACGGUUUUGACCCACGAGGGAACAUCAAGGUGCUCAUGGCCACUAACCGACCCGACACGCUCGACCCUGCUCUGCUUCGUCCAGGUCGUCUGGACCGUCGUGUGGAGUUCAACUUGCCAGAUGCUGACGGUCGCGCACAUAUUCUUCGCAUCCACGCGAGGAGUAUGAGCGUCGAGCGCGAUAUCCGUUUCGACCUUAUCGCACGGUUAUGUCCGAAUACGACUGGUGCAGAGCUGCGUUCUGUGGCUACGGAGGCUGGCAUGUUCGCCAUUCGUGCAAGGAGGAAGGUCGCGACUGAGAGGGAUUUCUUGGACGCUGUGGAGAAGGUCGUGAGGCAAGGGAGCAAGUUCUCUUCUACGUCGCUCUACCAGGUGUAUAACUAG
Messenger RNA from Peniophora sp. CBMAI 1063, 1365 nucleotides. NCBI's taxonomy places the organism in Eukaryota, Fungi, Basidiomycota, Agaricomycetes, Russulales, Peniophoraceae. The record is from the annotation of a GenBank genome assembly.